AUGGGAAACAGCAUAACAUUAAAGAGAAAGAAAGCGAAAGUGAUGAAGAUCGACGGAGAGAUUCUCCGGAUUAAAACUCCGGUGACAUGCCGAGAAGUCACGGCGGAAUAUCCCGGCUACGUCCUGUUAGACUCCGAAGCCGUGAAACACUUCGGCGUUCGCGCUAAACCGCUUGAGCAGAGCCAGAUCUUGAAACCGAAGAAGACGUAUUUUCUCGUCGAGCUUCCCAAGCUUCCGCCGGAGAAGACAACGUCGGAUAAAGAUAAUAAGCUUCCGUACCGGCGAGUGAUGUCCGGAAUCCACGUCGGCGCGAAGGAGCGGUUGGAAAUGCUGAUGCUUUCUCGGAGAACGGUUUCUGACGUCACGGUUGUCAGAUCUGACGGCGGAGAUGGGCCUGGGCUUGGACUUGGGCCUGGACAUACGAGCGUGAGGCUGAGGUUGCCUCGAUCUCAGAUUAAUAAGCUUAUGGAGGAGAGCCACGACGGUUCCGAGAUCGCCGAGAAGAUUUUAAGUUUAUAUAGAGAGAGCUCCGGCGAGAUUGGCGGCGGUCAUAGCCGCCGGAAUCUUGGAACCGGGGAGAAUAAGGCGCGUGAGAAGCAGGUGAGUUUCGCCGGAGAAGGUGGACGGGAGCUUCCUGUUCUAUGGAGCAGAAAGGAAAGAUAA
This is a messenger RNA of Microthlaspi erraticum, 663 nucleotides long. The record is from the annotation of a GenBank genome assembly. NCBI's taxonomy places the organism in Eukaryota, Viridiplantae, Streptophyta, Magnoliopsida, Brassicales, Brassicaceae.